AUAAUAUAGUAAGUACUAUUAUUAAUAACUAUGCGUGGAGUGGCUGCAUCAGCUGGCUGCACAGGCUGCACUGCGCAGCGGGGGCAUCGAAUCGGCGUAAAAAGAGAGCAACGCACUGCACUCUAUUCAAUAGGUAUACCUAUAUGUAGAACUCGCAGCAUCAAAGCAAAAGCCAUCUGUCUGUAGGACAGUGGGACUAAGUAAUUGAUCACAGAGUUUGAGAGUUGACGUGUGCUCGGUGCCUCGGUGCAGUGCUGUCGUGCUGUCGCUGUGGCUGUGCGAGUGUGUGCACAGUGCACAUAUUUCUUUUAGUUUAUGUGCGACGUGCGUGCUUGCGUGCUUUGUGCGUUGUGUCCUCAGGUCCAUCGCAGCUCCGGACAUCCGCGCGCGGGCGUGAUGCUGCUAAACUCGCUUUUCCGUGAUUAUGGACGUUAUUGUUGAUCACCAUUGCAGCUAUUCCUAAAUGAAUGAUGUGGUCCUUCUUCAGUCGUGAUCCUACCAAGGAUUUUCCCUACGAGAUCGGCGAGCCCAUUGACCGCGGACUCGACAACAAGAGCAUCUGGAGCCUGCACAAAGCCAAGCGAAAGGGAGCAGCAGCAGCCACAACAACAACUGGGACAGCCCUAGCUGAAGAAGUGUCUGUCUUUGUCUUCCAAGUAAAGCCUGGUGCCGAGUAUCAGCUGGAAAUCGCACGAGCUGCAGUAAAAAGACUGAAAACACUACGACAUCCAAGUAUACUUGCAUAUUUAGAUAGUUUAGAGACGGAUAAAACAAUAUAUUUGGCUACGGAAAGGGUGGAGCCUCUUCAUAAUCGUCUUUCUAGAGUUGCUGAUAUUGGAGAAGGUAGCAAGCGUGAACUUUACUUAUCAUGGGGUAUAUUUCAAAUAACUAGGGCGUUAAGCUUUUUAAACAAUGACGGUAAUUUGCGGCACAAUAAUGUUCACCUGUGGUCAGUUUUUGUUAACGAAGAGAGCGGAGAGUGGAAGCUAGGCAGUGUGGAAUACAUGACAGCUGUUGAUGCACCUUAUAUUUCGUUAUCUCAAGCUCUACAAGUUUACCGGCCACCCGACGCCAAAGAAAACUCCAAACCAGUAACAAAAUGUUCCGUCGAUAUGUGGGGUCUGGGUUGCCUCAUAUGGGAAGCUUUCAAUGGACCCCUUACCGCAGCUGGAAAUCUCGAUGCCAUGGACCAAAUUCCCAAGCCCCUAGUAAUGGUGUACCAAGAAAUAAUCAGCAGCAAACCGGAGAUGCGCCCGAAUCCGGCGGACAUGAUAGUGCGAUGCCGCAGCAACGGCGGAUUCUUUAAAAAUGACCUGGUGGAUGCGCUACUUUUCCUCGAAGAGAUACAGGUGAAAGAGAAGAAUGAGAAGAGUCGCUUCUUCUCGCAGCUGACGGCCCAGCUUGAUGGUUUUCCCGAAGGUGUAGGUCGCUACAAGAUACUGCCUCAGUUGAUCGCUGCCUACGAAUACGGAGACGCGGGCAGUGCUGUCCUACCGCCCCUGCUACAGCUAGGAAAGGCUUUGCCCGAUGCUGAAUAUCAGAAGCGCGUCGUGCCUUGUGUCGUCAAGCUCUUCGCAUCUAAUGAUAGGGCUACAAGACUUAGGCUGCUCCAGCAGCUUGACAGAUUUGUUAAUCAUUUGCAGCCGGUCACUGUCAAUGAAGCAAUAUUUCCGCAGGUUGCUCGAGGUUUUUUAGAUACGAAUCCUGCUGUGAGAGAACAAACUAUCAAGUCAAUAGUGCAUUUGGCACCGAAAUUAGAUUACAACAAUUUGAAUGUCGAGGUUCUGAGGUACUUUGCCAAGCUUCAAUCCAAAGACGAGCAAGGCGGCAUUCGCACCAACACAACGGUGUGCCUGGGAAAAAUAGCUCAGCACUUGCAUCCUCAAAUUAGGCAAAAAGUCUUGAUCGGCGCGUUUAUUCGAGGCACGCGCGAUCCAUUCCCGCCCGCACGAAGCGCCAGUGUCCUGGCUCUCGCGGCGACGCAACAGUACUUUUUCUUACAGGAAGUUGCCAACAAGAUCUUGCCCGCGCUGUGUCCUUUAACUACGGAUCCUGAUAAGGGUGUCCGGGAUAAUGCCUUUCGCACAAUACGAGGAUUUUUGUCAAAGCUUGAGAGGGUCUCAGAGGAUCCUGGUCUUCGCGAAUCCAUGGAGGCCGAUGUAAAUACGGCUACUCCUAGUCUUAGCAACGCGGCCGCGACUUGGGCAGGUUGGGCUGUCACUGCCGUUACAGCUAAAUUUUAUCGUAGCCAGUCGGAUACACCCAAGUCAUCCGCUCCACACGGAACUUCGAGAAUUUUGUUCAAUAAGCCGGCUUCCUUGGGCUUUUUUUCAGAACAUGCUAGUAGUUCGCAGAGUAGCACGAGUACAACGGCGACGACGAGCAGCGCGACAAGUAUGACCUCGCUGGACCACGAUCAUGAGCACGACACCCAGAACACGGCUAAUACCAACUCGGACUGCGACUGGGAUUGUUGGGAUACCGGCGAUUGGGGCGAUAUGGAGCAACAGCCAGCUACCGCUGGUGCGACUUCGGCUGCUGGUCUUACGGGCACCGCCGCCGCCGCCGCCGCCGCCGGUCACUCGCCCAAGACGCACCAUCACAGCAGCGAACAGUGGACAAGUUUGGAGGAAAAACCGGAAGAGGAAGCGGCCGAGGGACAAGCGGACAAGAGUGAACCUUCAGAGUCUGGUUGGGAGGAUGGUGAAUUCCAACCGUUGGAAGAUUUUCCACACAAUGACUCGAGUCCAAGCAGUACUAACAACAAACUGGAAGAGGCACGGAAGAAGAGGGACGAGCGCAGAUUAGCGAGGCAAAGGCAAAUGGAGGCUAAAAGAGCGGCGAAAUUGGUGAACAGUGCUCCAGCUAAGAAAAUCUAAUUACCUCGAUCAAACUGCAAUCGCUGUUAUAAGCGACAAAUCGCAUUUCACGAUUAUACGUUACUCUGUUGUGUAAAAAUGACGCGAGGAGAGGUGGCCGGGCUUGAGGGAGGAGGGGGGAGGGGGGCACUUGUGACGUGUUAAUAAAAAUGUUGACCAUAUCUUAUCCAUAUCUUCAUUGCCGAGGACAAAGGAUUAGACUUUUAUUAAGUCUUUUUACGAGGCUUUAAAUUUUAUGACAGAAAAUAUACAUUCAUCCUGAACUUAUAAAUCUA
Nasonia vitripennis (jewel wasp) is the source of this 3154-nucleotide messenger RNA. It is a transcript of the gene yata, whose product is annotated as N-terminal kinase-like protein. The record is from RefSeq and is a predicted model, not a curated record. Gene Ontology annotation, molecular function: protein kinase activity; ATP binding. The transcript has 11 exons. Gene Ontology annotation, biological process: protein phosphorylation. Bases 468 to 2879 code for a protein of 803 amino acids. NCBI's taxonomy places the organism in Eukaryota, Metazoa, Arthropoda, Insecta, Hymenoptera, Pteromalidae.